Messenger RNA from Macrosiphum euphorbiae (potato aphid), 549 nucleotides. Lineage: Eukaryota; Metazoa; Arthropoda; Insecta; Hemiptera; Aphididae. The record is from the annotation of a GenBank genome assembly.
AUGGUUAGAAAAUUGAAAUUCCACGAGCAAAAAUUGUUGAAGAAAGUCGACUUCAUAUCAUGGGAACUAGACAACAAUUUACACGAAUUAAAAAUUAUGAAGAAAUACAUGAUUCAAAAACGAGAACAUUACACUCUAUAUAAUAAGUUAUCCAGAGAAAUACGGACGGUGGCUGAAAAGAUUAAAAGUUUGGAACCUAAAGAUCCAUUUCGAAAUGAACGUGGUGCUCAGUUAUUGGAAAAAUUAUACAUGAUGGGAUUAAUAACGACAAAAAGGAACUUUGAACUUUGUUCAAAGGUAACAGCAUCAUGUUUCUGUAGACGUCGAUUACCUGUUAUAAUGGUUCGGUCUAAAAUGGUUCAAACCCUGAAAGCUGCUACUACCUAUAUAGAACAAGGACAUGUUCGAGUUGGUCCACAGUUAAUAAAAGAUCCAGCAUUUUUAGUAUCAAGACCUUUAGAAGACUUUGUCACAUGGGUGGAUAAUUCAGCUAUCAAGAAACGCGUUCUUGAGUAUAAUGACCUAAGAGAUGAUUUUGAGAUGAUGUAA